Messenger RNA from Pyrus x bretschneideri (Chinese white pear), 4236 nucleotides. Its product is annotated as histone-lysine N-methyltransferase ATXR7. The transcript has 17 exons. The record is from RefSeq and is a predicted model, not a curated record. Gene Ontology annotation, molecular function: histone H3K4 methyltransferase activity; protein binding. The coding region runs from base 217 to 3780 and encodes 1187 amino acids. NCBI's taxonomy places the organism in Eukaryota, Viridiplantae, Streptophyta, Magnoliopsida, Rosales, Rosaceae. Gene Ontology annotation, cellular component: Set1C/COMPASS complex.
UUUCGCCAGCCUUAUUUUUCCUCUUUGGUACCGUAAAAUCGAAUUCCCUUCAGAAAGUCUCGAUCCCUAAUUUCCUCUCCCUCACGCCGUGCCGCCUGUGUCCCCCUCUCUCUCUCCCUCUCCCCCUCUCCCCCUCUCCCUCCUCAUCUGUUCAGAUUGCAGUCGUUCUUCUGAUUGUAUGUGUUUGCUGCUGGGGGACUUUGAUGUUUGGUAUAUAUGCCUCAACCUUUCGUUGCGAGCGGAUGGAUGUACGUCAAUGAAGUCGGACAAAUGUGCGGUCCGUACAUUCAAGAGCAAUUGUAUGAGGGUUUAUCCUCUGGGUUCCUCCCCGAUGAGCUUCCUGUGUACCCUCUGGUCAAUGGCACCUUGAUCGCCCCGGUUCCAUUGAAGUACUUCAAGCAGUUUCCUGAUCAUGUCACCACUGGGUUCGCGUAUCUCUCUAUUGGCAUCUCAACCGCCGCAUCCACACCCACACCCACACCCACCGAUUCUUUUGCAUCUUCUCACAGCGGCGAUUUGCCUAUCCGCGACACACCUGCUCCUGGACCGACACCUUCACCUGCUCCUGUUGUUUAUCCCGGUUCCCAGUUCAAUUCUACUUUCCAUGCCAUUUCCAAUCAGCCUAUGUCACUGCCAAAUGAAGAGUCUUGUUGGUUGUAUGUGGAUGGUGAAGGGCACAAACGCGGGCCGCAUACUCUUUAUGAAUUAUACUCGUGGUAUCGAUAUGGAUAUCUUCAGGAUUCAGUCAUGAUUUAUCAUGUUGAGAAUAAGUGUGCGCCCUUCACCCUACUAUCUGUUGCAAAUGCAUGGAAACCUGGAACUGAAACUGUCGCCAACUCUGAUGCCAAAAGUAAUGGCACUGGGUCUUCUGUAAGCUUUAUAUCUGAAAUUUCUGAGGCAGUUUCUAGCCAACUGCACCAUGGAAUUUUGAAGGCAGCUCGCAGGGUUGUCUUAGAUGAGAUUAUCAGCAAUGUCAUUAAUGAGUUUUUUACCACAAAAAAAACUCAAAGGGUUAAUCAGGCCGUGAAGGCUUGUUCCUCGUAUAGCAAAACGUCUGAGAUUGCUGGAGAUAUGAAGAACUGUGCUGCUGUUUUGUGUGAGGCAGCAGCUUCCGACUCUGUUGCGGAUGAGACAUGUAUCAAUCAAGAUUGCAGCAAACCUCCAUUAAGCAUGAAAUCUGUUGGAAGCAUUGAAAACUUUUGGGAGUCGUAUACAGUUGUUUGUAGAAUGCUUUUUGAUUAUUGCAUGCAAGUCAUGUGGAAUGCUGUUUUCUAUGAUUCAGUGGCAGAGUACUCCUCAUCUUGGAGGAGGAGGAAACUUUGGUCUGGUUCUCCAGUGUGGAGGAUACCUUCUAGUGAAGAUCCUGAGAAGAUUGAUAAGUUACCUCAUGAAGCUUUACUACCCGGGCAUGAAUCUGAUGCUUAUGAUGGUGAUUACCCACCUGGUUUUGAAGUCAUGGCAAAGGAAUUAGUUGAUCAUGCACAUCCAUCAAUUAUCUCUUCAUUGGAUCUUAAUGGAGGAAAUUCAUCUAAACAGAUAAGUCCCUCAUAUGAAGACAUGAACUGCAUUGUAGAAUGUGUAGAAAACGAGCUCCAGUUGUCUGCAAAGAAUGCUUUGACUGAAUUUGUUGGAUCUUUUGUUGAUGAGGAGGUCGGGAAAUUAGUUACUUCGUCUAAACAAGAAAAUUUAAUGAAGGAGAAUGUCGGCUCUUCUCAGUGUCCCAGCAAUAGCUUUGGUGGAUCUUCAGACUCAUGUGAUGAAUUGAGGAUUUCAAGGACAAAAUCUACAGAGAUGAAUCCAUCUGAUGUAUCCCCCCAAUCUCCAUCGCAAGUAGCACAGCCUGUUGAUCAUUCUGUACCUGAAAUUCAGAUGUCCAAUUUAUUGGAAAAUGCUUUUAAGGAAUUAUGUUCUCAUAUAGAUGAUAUGUCUGUUGACCAAGAAAUAAAUGAGCCAUUGCCCCCUGGACUUGUAGACAAAGCUAAAGCUGUUGUGCCAUCACGCACUUGCAAAUUCCGACCUUCAAAGUCAGAUGAAUGUAUUCCUAAGAUUGGAGAAUAUACUGCCACAGCAAUGUGCCGGAAAAAACUGCAUGAUUAUGUCAUUAGAGAUUGGAAAUCAUUGUUUUUUGACUGUUCUCUUCAACAGUUUCUUGCAUCAUGGCGCACUUCAAAGAAGACCCAUGCUUAUAAGGAAAAAGCAUUUACUAGGAAUAAAGACCAUGUCGAAAAACAUGAGAAAGAAUCAAAGCAUUGUCACAAUUCUGGCACCGCAGGACUUUCUCCAGUGAUUGGUAAAUAUACGUAUCACCGCAAGAAGUUGUUGCUGAAAAAGUCAGGGUCUUCACCGCAUGUAACUUUAGGUGAUACUGGGUUACAGAAUGAAAUAGUGGAAAAGUCAAAGAAAUUACAUGUUACUGGAGAUGUGCCUGAGAAAUCAGAGCUAAAAAUUGCUACUGUGAUUCCUAAGAAGAGAAGACAAUGCAAAUCCCAAACUGAAUCACAUGUUGGAUCCACAUAUUUGCAAGCUGGAGAUGUGCCUGAGAAAACAGAACUAAAAUUUUCUACUGUGAUUCCUAAGAAGCGAAGACAAAGUAAAUCCCAAACCGAAUUGUAUAGUGGCACCAUGUCUUUGCAAGUUGGAGGUAUGCCUGAGAAAGCAGAACUAAAAAUUGCUCCUGUGAUUCCUAAGAAGAGAAGCCAAAGCAAACCCCAAACUGAAUCGUCUGUUGGCGCCACAUCUUUGCAAGCCAUUGCUAAGAAUUCUAGUAGCAGCAAACUAUUGAAGGUUUCCCAUGCAGUGAAAAGUAGCGAGCCCAUGGAAUGCACUCCUAAACCUAGUAAAAAGAUGGUUUCAGCUCACGUAGGGGACCACAAUAAUGUUGAGAAAGUUGUGAAUAGCAAUGGUCAUGAUGUUAGGCUUAUAGGAGAGCCUUUAACUAAACCAUCAAAGCUGAAAAGGUAUCGCCCAAUGGAUGAUUUGUCAAGUCCCGAAAAGAUCUUGAAAGUAGCCAAUGGUGCUCCCAAGAAAGCGGCAUGUAAGCCAGUUGCAGCUAGAAAUAUACAGUCCAGUAAAUCCAAGAAACUAAAUCCUUGCCCUAAAUCUUCUGGAUGCGCCCGGGCGUCCAUUAAUGGCUGGGAAUGGCAUAGAUGGUCACAAAACGCAAGUCCUGCUGAAAGAGCCCGUGUUAGGGGAAUUAAAUAUGUUAAUGCUGAGUAUCAACGUUCUGAAAUUAAUACAUCACAGUGGUCAAAUGGCAAGGGUCUUUCUGCAAGAACAAAUAGGGUGAAGAUGCGCAAUCUUGCUGCUGCUGCUGAUGGGGCUGACCUUCUGAAAGCUACUCAAUUAAAGGCGAGGAAAAAGCUUCUACAAUUCCAAAAAAGCAAGAUACAUGAUUGGGGUCUUGUUGCAUUGGAGCCAAUUGAGGCAGAAGACUUUGUUAUUGAAUAUGUUGGAGAACUGAUUCGUCCCAGGAUAUCUGAUAUCCGUGAGCGUCAUUACGAGAAGAUAGGAAUUGGCAGCAGUUAUCUUUUUAGGCUUGAUGAUGGUUAUGUGGUUGAUGCUACAAAACGUGGAGGAGUUGCUAGAUUUAUAAACCAUUCUUGUGAGCCUAACUGCUACACCAAAGUUAUCAGUGUUGAUGGUCACAAACGAAUCUUCAUUUACGCAAAACGGCAUAUAGCUGUUGGUGAAGAAAUUACUUACAAUUAUAAGUUUCCUUUGGAGGAGAAGAAGAUUCCUUGCAACUGUGGUUCGAAAAAGUGUCGUGGAUCUUUGAAUUAGGAAGUGAUUUGAGUUCUCUGGCGACGCAUUUAGUUAUGCCUUGCAUGUUGUUGGCAUUGCAGUAUACUUUCUCAGAGGAGCUGGGAUGGUUCUUUCAUGAUACAAAACAUUCCCCUUGGCAUGCUGGAUGAGCAUACGCGGGAUGCUGUAGAUAAGAAGACAGAUGAGUCACAGCAGAGCCCUUUGGCUGGGUUUAGCAUCAAUUGUUAUGAACCGCGGUUGACAUCGAUGUGACCAUCGUGAACAUCACACACAAAUGAGAAUUUCGGCUGCUUGUCAAAGAUAUACCUGAACCAUGUGCAUUCUUGUAGGUUUCACUGUGUUGCAGAUGAGUUUCUCCCCUUUAGAAACUGUAAAUCGGUUAAAUGUUUUACUGCUUACAUAACAAAUUUUGGAACAUAAAAUCUUGUAUAAACAUGCAUUAUUGAAGUUUAUUUAAUGAUAAGAAAUUUAGUC